Messenger RNA from Cladocopium goreaui, 2456 nucleotides. The record is from the annotation of a GenBank genome assembly. Lineage: Eukaryota; Dinophyceae; Suessiales; Symbiodiniaceae.
AUGGUACACACUAUCUACAUGUUCUUCACUAUGCAAACAGCCUCAGUCAAGGAUGACGUUCCGGCCCCGGUCGCCGUCGAGGCCCCAGGCGCCAAGGAGACCAGCAAAGCUGCUUCCAGGCGAUCCUCGGAGACAGCCAUUGCGGCCAAGGCCGAGAAGGUGUCAGAGCCGUCAGCCAAGCCCAAGCGAAGUGGCUUAGAUGGCUCAUUGUGGGCCGAUUUGGAGGAGGAAGAUGAGUUUCAGGAAGUCCUUGCUGCAAAGCUUCAGCAGAGCGAGGGUGCGGCGCCGUCGGCAUCCUCGAAACCGGAAAAGCCGGCACCGGCCAAAGAGGAGGUGCAGAUGCAGCCGGAAGCUGAUGCAGGCGAUGCUGACGCACAGAGGACAAAAAAGAAGGCGAAGGCCAAGAAAGUUCGAGAAGGUGCAGCACGGAAGGACGAGGCGCCCAACCCUUGGGCAGCCAGGAUCCGGUCCUGUGGCAAGGCCAAGGAUUUGGAGGGCGCUUUGCAGGUGGUGGAGGAGGCAUUGUCAUCGGGAGUCUCCAGUCGGCAGCAUCAAGAGAUUCAGAACGCCUUGCUUCACGCACUGAUCCAAUGUGGAGAUGCAGCGGGAGAAACUGCCACUGAGUUGUUCAAUCAGCUAAAAGCUGAGAAGAAAGCUGAUGUGGUUACCUUCAAUAUCAUGUUGCGUUCCUUGCUCUGUGCGGGCAAGCGCGACGAGGCUCAAUUUUUACUGCGUGACAUGAGAGAGCACGGCCUCUCCGCCAACAAGGUCACUAUCGCCGAGUUGCUGAGCGACCGCACGCGCGCGAAUGAUGCUGAAGGCGUGUGGCGCAUCGUGGAUUGGAUGCAGAGCACAGAGUUUGGCAUUACCAACGCUGCUUGUUCCAUCUUGUUGAAGAGGAUCACAGCUGAGUCUCCAGCCGAGGAGGUGGAUCGCACCUUCGCGCUGAUCGAGCAGCUCUCGGAGCCGCUGGAUGAGGCGCUCUGUUCGCAGGCCGUGGAGGCGGCGGUCCGCACGCAGAAGACGCAGCUGGCGAGUCGCUUCAUGGACACGCUGGGCACCCUUCGCAGCAAGAAGACGAGUGGCAGUGCUGCCACCUUCGGAUCCAUGAUCAAGUUGCAUGGGCAGAACACAGACCUGCAACAAGUUUGGUCCACCUGGAAGUUAAUGCACGAAAAGGGCAUCAGCCCAUCCUCCGUGACGCUGGGAUGUAUGGUGGAAGCGCUGGUGAACUGCUCCUCGGUUGAGGAGGCCGCGAAGCUUGUCCGUGAGACAGCAUCCAAUGGCGACAGUUCGAUUCUCAACACAGUGAUCUACUCGUCCAUCAUCAAGGGCUUCGCACAAGCGAAGCAGGCGGAGAAGUGUUUCCGCACCCUCGAGGAGAUGGAAGCGCAAGGCAUCCCUGGCAACACCAUCACCUACAACACCUUGCUGGAUGCCUGUGCCAAGUGUGGAACUAUGUCACGGGUCCCUGCCAUCUUCGAGAAGAUGAAGCAGAGUGAUGUGGAGCCCGAUCGCAUCACUUAUUCCACCUUGAUCAAGGGCUACUGCGUGGCAGGUGAGUUGGACUGCGCCUUCAAACUCUUUGAGGAAUUGAAAGCCGAUGGGAAGCUGGAUUUGGAUGAAAUCGUCUACAAUUCCCUGCUGGAUGGCUGCAGCCGAAAACAGAAGCCCCAGAAAGCGAUGGAAUACCUACAGGACAUGAUCAGUGUUGGUAUCCAGCCGUCCAAUUAUACAUUGAGCAUCAUGGUGAAGCUCCUGGGCCGCGCCAAGCGCCUCAACGAGGCCUUGAAGUUGGCGGAGGACUACCGCCAGGAGUUCAACUUGAAACUCAACGUGCAGGUCUUCACCUGUUUGAUGCAAGCCUGCCUGCUGAACAAGAAAGUGCAGAAGGCACUUGACAUCUACAAAGAGAUGAUUGGUGAGUUGGGUCGACUUCCAGACCGCAAAGCUCACACUGUCUUGGUGGACGGCUGCCUCAAUGCGGGUGCUUUCGAGGAGGCCGUCCAGGUGUGUCGUUGUGCCUAUGGCUUUGGUUCGCCUGAGCUUUCGGUCCGCGGCAGCAUCACAGUGGGUGUGGAACCCAAGGCCCUAUCGGAUUUGGCCAACAAGGUCGCCGCGGGCCGAGUCGGAAGCGUCGAAGAAGUUAUGGAGGUCUUUGAUGUGGCAGACCCCAGCGGCAAGCUGCGUGCCAAAGCAAGUACGCAACGAGAACGACCUGGUGCCACUGGGUCAGCGAAAGCAGAGGAGGGAUGGAAAGGUGCUGCAAAGCAACGCAAGAAGGAGGGUGGAGAGGAGAAGUGGGACUGGGAUUCCUGGUCUUGGGACCAGUGGGACAACAACAAGAGCCGCUCCUGGAAAGGUGAGUGGACGAAGAAAUCCCGUGGACGAUGAUGCGCCUCUCCGCUUCUCCGGCCGCCUGUUUGCGCCGGAGACUGACCACAGAGCGCCAACAG